AUGGUCACCACUCUAACUGGUCGUACAAAAACAGAUGUAAGAGGAACGCAGCUGUUUGAUACGAUUGUUGACAAAGAUUAUGUUAACCUGAAUGAUGGCUCUACAACUCGGCUUAAGUUAGUCAAUGGUAAUGUUCAAAAAUCUUCCCCGGAUGUUACCUUCGUAACUAAUGACAUUGCGUUGGAUUUCAUUUGGAAGGUUCUUAAUGAAUCUUUAGGAAGUGACCACCUUAUUAUUAAAUUUACAACCGCUAAUUGCUGUGCGACUGACGCUGAUAAUAAAAAAAGGAACUUCAAAAAAGCAAAGUGGGAGGAAUAUAGGCGCACCCUACAUGCAAUAUUCUCUGUUUUGGUCUUGGCAAGUGAUCCUCAGGAAGCUUAUAACCAAUUUAUUAAUGCAGUUAAUUCGGCGGCAGAUAGAUAUAUCCCCACGGUAAGAAUGUGUACAGAUCCUUUACGUCUACAGAAAUUUGUACCGAAACCGUACUGGAAUUCAGACAUAUCAAGGGCAGUUGCAGAAAGAAGACUUGCGUUGGUUACUUUUAGAAAGAACCCUACGCCAAAUAAUUUGGAUUUACUUCAAAUAAAAGUCGCUUUUGCACAGAGGAUUAUACGCAGAGCCAAACGUAAAGCUUGGAGACAGUUUUGCAACACUAUUAAUGAAACCAUUUCAACCGUUGAGAUGCUGCGCCGAAUGAGAUGGAUUAAGGGAUAUCGAUUACCAAAGACAUACAUCGAUGAGGAUACAGCCAAUAGAUUAUUACGCAGCCUGACGCCUGAUUAUACUUCUUCAAGAAAACCAAAAUUUACUUCUGUUAAUACAACCUUGGAGAGUUCCAUUACAAUUCAAGAGUUUAAUCGUGCUAUUAAAGCCAAAGAUACGGCCCCAGGUGACGAUUCUGUAUCCUUUUCUAUGUUGAAACACCUCCCGGUGAAUGGAAAGCAUAUAUUAGUCAAGAUUUAUAACAUGUUUCUUGUAUCGGGAUUUGUACCAUUUCAAUGGAGACAAGCUAAAAUUGUUCCCAUACCAAAAGCAAGCUCCUCUACACAAUCUAUUCCUGAAAUAACAUUGGACAGUCAAAACGGU
Molecule: messenger RNA, 1086 nt
Organism: Brenthis ino (lesser marbled fritillary)
Lineage: Eukaryota; Metazoa; Arthropoda; Insecta; Lepidoptera; Nymphalidae
Source: the annotation of a GenBank genome assembly